CGAUAAGGGCGCGCCCUCGCGCGCAGGAAGGAGGAGGAAGGUGCCUGUCGCCAGCACUCGCUCGAUGUCUCCCUCUACCUCGUUGCGCGGUGAAGAGAAAAUGUCUUGAUUUAGUUCCCCCGAAUGUCAAGCCUCGUCGUCUUCUCCGUGCCCAAGACCGGAGCCGGUCGAGUUCUUCCUCUCCGGGAGUCUAAUGACUUUCAGUCUCGCUCCUGGCUGCGUCCGGCGACCGUACGAUGCGGGCUCCGGUUGGAAGUGCAGGAGAGCGGGAAUCACGCGUUCAUGCUGGGGAUGGGGUUCGUUGGCCAAUUCUUGGGUCACCAAUUGAAGGAGGAAGGAUGGAAAGUUUCAGGGACAUGUUUAAGUGAGAUAAAAAAGAAAAAGCUGGAGGGAAGUGGAUUCGAGAUUUUCAUUUACAGUUUAGAAGAUUAUGAUUCUUCACGUAUAUCAACAUCAUAUGGUUUUCAUCAUCAAGAGAGCUUGUUCACUUUGCAGGAUGCAACACACCUUCUGAUCUCGAUCCCUCCUUCUGUGAGCCUCGGUGAUCCUGUUUUGCACUUUCAUCGUGACCUCAUAUGGAACAGGUUAAAGAAUGGCAGGGUUCAUUGGUUAUGCUACCUAUCCUCAACCAGUGUAUAUGGAGAUCAUGGUGGUUAUUGGGUUGACGAGGAUACCCCUCCAAAGCCUGAGAAUGAGCUGGCUGUGGCAAGAUUAGAAGCAGAGAAUGCAUGGAUCAAUUUAGGUUGUGAUCUUGGUGUGCAUGUGUAUGUGUUAAGGCUUGGAGGCAUCUAUGGCCCUGGGAGAAGUGCUUUGGAUACCAUAAUCAAACAAGGACCUUUGUCAAAAGAUCAACAAAGGCGACAACACAGGCGUUAUCCACCACGUAUUCAUGUUGCUGAUGUGUGUCAGGCAAUCAGAGCCAGUAUGAACAAGUCAUCAACUUGGAAUGUUUUCAAUAUUAUUGAUGAUGACCCGGCCCCACGAUCGGAGGUUUUCUCCUAUGCACGUUCCCUGGUCAUGCAACGAUGGCCAGACAAGCUGGACGGUAUUUCCGUAGAUCAGGAGACACUGAAUCAACAUGCCCAGACAGGCGAGCUUAUUGAAGAGAAGAGGGUGUCCAACAAUCGGAUGAAGAGUGAGUUGGGAGUGGAACUUUUGCAUCCAAAUUACAGGUCUGGUCUGGAAAGUAUUGCUAGAGGUUAUCAACUUCGGUAAUUGGAUGUACAUUGCAUUCAUGACUGCACUCCCCUCUACGGGUCAGGCCUGCAAAGCAUCGCUUGAGAUUGUCAACUUAGACAAACGGCUUUGCAUGGUAUACAUUCACCUUGAUGAGUGCACUUUGCUCUGUUUACAUGGGUGAGCGUGUGAGCUUACCUAUUGGAUCCAUUUAUUUCACUUGUAUGAUAUGGCAGCAAAAUGGGGGGUUCUGUAUGUACGACCACUUAUGAGUUUUCUUAGGACUUGUGGCUAGAUGUGUUGUGAAUUUAAUGUUCAUGGAGGUUGAAAAAUCUACAGAUCAUCUUGGAGAUC
This is a messenger RNA of Nymphaea colorata (pocket water lily), 1530 nucleotides long. RefSeq lists its product as uncharacterized. Bases 124 to 1215 code for a protein of 363 amino acids. The record is from RefSeq and is a predicted model, not a curated record. The transcript has 8 exons. NCBI's taxonomy places the organism in Eukaryota, Viridiplantae, Streptophyta, Magnoliopsida, Nymphaeales, Nymphaeaceae.